Populus euphratica (Euphrates poplar) is the source of this 2796-nucleotide messenger RNA. RefSeq lists its product as uncharacterized. NCBI's taxonomy places the organism in Eukaryota, Viridiplantae, Streptophyta, Magnoliopsida, Malpighiales, Salicaceae. The record is from RefSeq and is a predicted model, not a curated record. The transcript is spliced from 13 exons. Gene Ontology annotation, biological process: spindle assembly. Gene Ontology annotation, molecular function: microtubule binding. Gene Ontology annotation, cellular component: mitotic spindle microtubule; HAUS complex. The coding region runs from base 82 to 2289 and encodes 735 amino acids.
UCGAAACAAUAAUAAAACACUGAUUUUUUAAAAGGCGAACAACCAGAAAGAGAUCGAAGGGAGAGAGGUUGUAGUUUGUAGAUGACGAUGGACAGAGAGAAGGAGAGAGAGAUAGAGUUGGAGAGUGCAAUGUAUACGAACUGUUUAUUAUUAGGUCUGGAUCCGAGUAUAAUCGGACUCGGACCUUCAUCAAAUGGCACUCCCCGGGUCGGACUUUUCCGUCACUCCAACCCUAAACUCGGUGAACAGCUUCUUUACUUCAUCCUCUCCUCGCUUCGCGGUCCUGCUCAAUCCGCCAAAGAUUUUGAUAAGGUGUGGCCGAUUUUUGAUUCUGCUCAGUCACGUGAUUUUCGUAAGGUUGUGCAAGGGAUAAUUAGUGAGCUUGAAUCGCAAGGGGCACUUCCAAGGAGUAAUUCGAGGGUUUCUUCCCUUGCUACUUGUUGUGGACCGAGAUUUGUUGAACUCUUGUGGCAACUUUCUUUGCAUGCUUUGAGAGAGGUUCACAGACGGACAUUUGCGGCUGAUGUUGCUUCGAACCCACUUCCUGCUUCAUUAACUGAUGUAGCUUUCCAACAUGCAGCUACAUUGCUUCCUGUGACAAAGGCAAGGAUAGCCCUCGAAAGAAGGAGGUUCCUUAAAAAUGCUGAAACUGCGGUUCAGAGACAAGCUAUGUGGUCAAAUUUGGCUCAUGAGAUGACAGCUGAGUUCCGUGGUCUUUGUGCAGAAGAGGCUUAUUUGCAGCAAGAGUUGGAAAAACUACAUGACUUGCGGAACAAAGUGAAGCUAGAAGGUGAACUGUGGGAUGAUCUUGUGUCGAGUUCUAGCCAGAAUUCGCAUUUAGUUUCGAAGGCAACUCGCUUGUGGGAUUCUAUACUUGCUCGAAAAAGUCAACAUGAAGUUCUUGCUUCAGGGCCAAUUGAGGACCUGAUAGCUCAUCGGGAGCAUAGAUAUCGCAUCUCUAGAUCAUCUUUGCUCUCUGCUAUGGAUCAGAGCUAUCAGGUUUCUUAUUCAGAUAAACAUUCGGAUGACAAGGAACAUAGUGAUGGAUCUUAUGUUAAUGGAAAUGGUGAAAAGUCAAAGAGUAGUAUGGAUUCAUCCCAUGUACAAGUAAAUGAUGAGAUGCAUUCUCGAGUGGAUGAUAGAGGUGGAAGAGUCCAGCCCACUGUUGAUGUAGCAGAAAUUAUAAGGCGUUGGACACAUGCAUUGCAACGUAUUCAUAAACAGUCACUUCUUCUGGCAAAAGCUAAUGAUGGAGAAGGUCCAGAUAUAUUAAGAAGUGCACUCGAUGGUGGUGCUAGUGGCCAUGCUGAAUCUUUAGCUGCAACUCUUGCAGAACAUCAGCAACACCUGAGUAGUUUUCAGGGACUUAUUGACCAACUUAAUGAAGUUGUUCCAUCAAUACAAAAUUCAAUAUCAGAGUGUACAGCGAAAGUAAAUAAUAUUUCUUCCAGCCAGCCACCAAUGGCCAGGCAUCAUGGUCGAGCAACCUCACCUAUACAAGCUCAAAGCAGUGGAAGGACCUUGGAAACUAGCUCUGAUAAUGUUGCGGAGGUGACUUCAAAAAUUUCCACAGUUCAGCUUGACAAGGUAUCUGCUAGCCCCCCUGCUUUGAAGCUACCGCAGUUAUUCAGUUUGACCCCAAAUUCUUCUGGAAAAGGUGCAAACUUGCAAAAGAGACAAAUGUUAGCUCCCCAAACCAUCCAAAUGGAAAAUCUUUCUGAAAGAAACUCUCUGGACCAGCCUUUAUCAAAUGAUCGCUUAGAUAAUCCAUUGCAAGAUGGAGAAAAUUUUGUUCAAAACUUAAAGAGAUCCGUAAGAGAAGCUGCACUAUCUAUGCAAUCUUGCAAUUCAGAAUCAUCUCGUAACAGCCAGUCUGAUGAAAGUUCUGAACACUUCUUUUUACCUCUUUCAUCGCCUGGAUUUUCUAUGGUCCCAGAAAACAAAGUAGUCUCAACAAGAAGUAAAAGAUUUUCUGCGUCUCAAAUGAACACUGCUUUGCUUGAGAAACAUGCUCGAGAUGGCCAUGCUGGAAGCAAGUACAAAGAAUUACCGGAAAUUCUAAAUGACUUGGGUCCACUUACUGACUAUGAUCAUGUAAAUGGCUUCCUCUCAGUUGCUGGUUCAAAUGGUUUAAUAUCUGAUGGUCAGAAGUCCUUCAAUGAUGUUGAGGAACCUUAUGCUCAAGUAUUCUCCCCUCCUUUGCUGUUGGAUACGUCCCUUGUACCAGAUUCAUACGAGGACUUACUUGCUCCACUUUCAGAAACUGAAACCGCCUUGAUGGAGCUUUGAGUCAGAAUUUUCAGCAUUGUUCUUUAUGUAUGUGAUAGAUUUGUAUAACAACGGAUUUGAUUGUGUAUUAGAGCAGGAGCUAGUAAUCAUUAUGCGAUUUUUCUUAUCUCAUUUACAGUUUUUUAUUGGAUAUGUUUUUUUUGAGGAUUCAACUGAGGAGUAUCCAAGGUUGCUGAAGUCCCUCCCAUUUGUGCCUUUCCACGAUAAUUAAGAGGUUUGCAUCCGACAGACUCUGAAUUUCGAGUCUUCAGCUAUAUCAUCCUGUUUGUUGAAAUGCAUGAUAUUCUGUUUUUGGAACUCUUUACUGUUUGAGAUUCAUCUUUGCAAUCAUCUAAUGUAUAUAGAAUACCAGUACUGCUAGGGUGCUUGGAACAUCCCUUAAUGUCCUUGGUACUAAUUAUAUGGCAUUUGUUGUACGGAAAAAAGUAUUUUAAUUUAUGGAAUGUAAAUAUACAAGUGGUCCCUGCAUUAUUCAUGAAGUUUUUGCCAGUGAAGUUGAAGUCUGUC